GGGCGCAGGGAACAGGGCAGCGCACAGCCAGGAGCAGUGCUCACACAGCCGCUCGCAGCCCUGCAAGUCCCUGCACAGAGCUGGGCGUGGGCGGGGUCCCCUGCUCUCCCAAGUUCCCCGCUUUCCCUGGGGCUGGCCCGGGCCCCACCUCCUCCACGCAGGCGGCCAAUCCAGUCGGCACCGGCCCGUUCGCGGGGGCCGUGGCGGUCGGAGCCUGGGAGCGGCUGGAAAAGCGGCAGAUUCCACAUAUGAGUGAGAUCUUGCGAUACUUACAUUUCUCUGACUGGCUUAUUUCGCUGAGCAUAAUACUCCCCAGGUCCUUCCAUGCUGUUGCAAAUGCCACUGAAGAAGAGACCAAGAUGAACACAAAGCCUGAGAAGAAGUUUGGCGUGGUGGUGGUGGGCGUUGGCAGAGCCGGCUCUGUGCGGAUGAGAGACUUGCGGAGCCCACAUGCUUCCUCAGCAUUCCUGAACCUGAUUGGCUUUGUGUCCAGACGCGAGCUCAAGUGCAUUGAUGAAGUCCAGCAGAUUUCUUUGGAAGAUGCUCUUUCUAGCCAAGAGGUUGAUGUUGCUUAUAUCUGCAGUGAAAACACCAGCCAUGAGGACUACAUCAGGCAGUUCCUUAAUGCUGGCAAGCAUGUCCUUGUGGAAUACCCUAUGACGCUGUCUUGGACAGCAGCUCAGGACCUGUGGGAGCUGGCUGAACAGAAAGGGAAAGUCUUGCAUGAGGAACAUAUUGAGCUCUUGAUGGAGGAGUUUGCGUUCCUGAAAAAAGAAGUGGUGGGGAAAGACCUGCUGAAAGGAUCUCUUCUCUUCACAGCUGGCCCAUUGGAGAAAGAGCGGUUCGGUUUCCCUGCAUUCAGUGGCAUUUCUCGCCUGACCUGGCUCGUCUCUCUCUUCGGGGAACUUUCUCUGGUGUCUGCCACUUUGGAAGAGCGAAAGGAAGAUCAUUACCUGAAAAUGACUGUGUGCUUGGAGACAGAGAACAAACGUCCGCUGACAUGGAUUGAGGAGAAAGGGCCUGGUCUAAAACGAAACCGACAUUUAAGCUUCCAUUUCAAAUCUGGGUCCCUGGAGAAUGUGCCAAAUGUAGGAGAUAAUAAGAAUAUUUUUCUGAAAGAUCAGACUAUCUUUGUCCAGAAACUCUUGGGCCAGAUUUCAGAAGCGGAACUGGCUGCCGAAAAGAAACGCAUCCUGCACUGCUUGUGGCUCGCGGAAGAAAUCCAGAAAUGCUGUGGCUAAAAGAAAAAAAGAAAGCAGCGGGCUCUUCCAACAUGAAACCAUAGUUUGAUUUUUAUCAAGAGUUGGUUUUACCUCUAUUCUUGCAAUUAAACACAUCUUGGGGAAACAG
Eptesicus fuscus (big brown bat) is the source of this 1350-nucleotide messenger RNA. It is a transcript of the gene BLVRA, whose product is annotated as biliverdin reductase A. Gene Ontology annotation, biological process: heme catabolic process. The transcript is spliced from 9 exons. Gene Ontology annotation, cellular component: cytoplasm. The record is from RefSeq and is a predicted model, not a curated record. Lineage: Eukaryota; Metazoa; Chordata; Mammalia; Chiroptera; Vespertilionidae. Gene Ontology annotation, molecular function: zinc ion binding; nucleotide binding; biliverdin reductase [NAD(P)H] activity. The coding region runs from base 249 to 1241 and encodes 330 amino acids.